AUGUUUCUCCGAGCUGGCCUGGCUGCGCUGUCUACACUUUCUCCCACCCUCAGGCUUGCUUCUGCUCCGAUCGCCGCCAUGAGCACUGGCACCUUCGUCGUGUCGCAGCCGCUCAAUUACCGCGGCGGGGCCCGCGUGGAGCCUGUGGACGCCUCCGGCACCGAGAAGGCUUUCGAGCCUGCAACCGGUAGAGUGAUAGCUACUUUCACAUGUUCAGGAGAAAAGGAAGUAAAUUUGGCUGUUCAAGAUGCAAAGGCUGCCUUUAAAAUAUGGAGUAAAAAAUCUGGCAUGGAGCGUUGCCGAAUCCUUUUGGAGGCUGCCAGGAUAAUAAGGGAACGACGGGAUGACAUUGCCACUGUGGAGACGAUCAACAAUGGGAAGUCCAUCUUUGAGGCCCGCUGGGACAUUGACACUUCCUGGCAGUGCUUGGAGUACUAUGCAGGCUUGGCGGGGUCCAUGGCCGGCGAGCACAUCCAGCUCCCCGGUGGGUCCUUUGGCUACACCAGAAGGGAACCACUAGGGGUGUGUGUUGGAAUAGGAGCGUGGAACUACCCCUUUCAGAUCGCCUGCUGGAAGUCGGCUCCGGCUCUGGCUUGUGGUAACGCCAUGGUCUUUAAGCCUUCCCCCUUCACGCCCGUGUCGGUGUUGCUGCUGGCUGAGAUCUAUACUGAGGCUGGAGUCCCUCCUGGGCUGUUCAGCGUGGUGCAAGGAGGGGCUGCUACAGGCCAGCUUCUGUGUCAGCAUCGUGAUGUGGCCAAGGUCUCCUUCACUGGAAGUGUGCCCACCGGCUCAAAGAUCAUGGAGAUGUCUGCUAAAGGAAUCAAACCGGUUACCCUGGAGCUUGGAGGCAAGUCUCCGCUCAUCAUUUUCUCGGAUUGUGACCUGAAGAACGCUGCAAAAGGGGCGCUGAUGGCCAACUUCCUCACUCAAGGCGAGGUUUGUUGUAAUGGUACAAGGGUAUUUGUGCAAAAGGACAUUCUUGACCAAUUUACAGAGGAAGUGGUGAAACAGACCCAAAGGAUAAAAAUUGGAGAUCCACUUCUGGAAGACACAAGGAUGGGUCCCCUCAUCAACCGGCCACACCUGGAGCGAGUCCUCGGGUUUGUGAAGGUGGCGAAGGAGCAGGGUGCUAAAGUGUUAUGUGGUGGAGACGUCUUUGUACCUGAAGAUCCCAAAUUAAAGGAUGGAUAUUACAUGAGACCUUGUGUGUUAACUAAUUGCCGAGAUGACAUGACCUGUGUGAAGGAAGAAAUCUUUGGACCAGUUAUGUCCAUUUUAUCAUUUGACACUGAAGCUGAGGUUCUGGAAAGAGCCAAUGACACCACUUUUGGACUCGCUGCUGGUGUCUUCACCAGGGACAUCCAGCGCGCCCACAGGGUGGUGGCUGAGCUGCAGGCUGGAAUGUGCUUCAUUAACAACUAUAACGUCAGUCCAGUGGAGUUGCCCUUUGGUGGAUAUAAGAAGUCAGGAUUUGGCAGAGAGAAUGGCCGGGUGACAAUUGAAUACUAUUCACAGCUGAAGACUGUGUGUGUGGAGAUGGGCGACGUGGAGUCCGCUUUUUGA
This is a messenger RNA of Rangifer tarandus platyrhynchus (Svalbard reindeer), 1563 nucleotides long. The record is from the annotation of a GenBank genome assembly. Lineage: Eukaryota; Metazoa; Chordata; Mammalia; Artiodactyla; Cervidae.